Choloepus didactylus (southern two-toed sloth) is the source of this 3750-nucleotide messenger RNA. Its product is annotated as cationic amino acid transporter 4-like. Gene Ontology annotation, molecular function: amino acid transmembrane transporter activity. Gene Ontology annotation, cellular component: plasma membrane. Gene Ontology annotation, biological process: transmembrane transport; amino acid transport. Lineage: Eukaryota; Metazoa; Chordata; Mammalia; Pilosa; Megalonychidae. The record is from RefSeq and is a predicted model, not a curated record. The transcript is spliced from 5 exons. The coding region runs from base 1613 to 3469 and encodes 618 amino acids.
CAUGAAAUUCUGAUACAUCCAAAAGUAAUUUGGACAGGGAAUGAGGAUAUUCUUGUAGGGGAAAUAUUCCCUUGGCUACUGGGGAAGAAUGCAGAAAUGUUGGACUUCCCCACCUGGGUUGGUACUGGGGCUCUCACAAACUUUGAGGAGUGACAGUUUGGGAGGAUGAACCCUUGAUCUGGCAGCCCCAUCAAUCCUGGUCAGAGGCUGCCACCAGGGCUUUGGGGGAGGCCUGGCUCUACAAGGGGGCCCGUUGCACUCUCAGGCCCACUGUCCUGUCUUCUCACUGCAUGGACAGAGCCGUCGGGCUGUCUCCAUCCUCGGGGCUCCUUUCAUCCUUGGGCACACUCUUGCUUCCAGGGCCCUGACUCUCUGCCUUGAUGACAGGUUCCUGGUGGCGUCUGCCCUGUGUGACCCUGAGGUGGCUGCUCACUGUUUACAGCUACAGCUCUGAGCCUUGUCUAGUUCCAGUCCCUCCUCGCUCUCUCCUCCUCUGCCAUCCAGUUCUGGUUAUUAAAGACAGAAGAGGCAGUCUUCAUAAAGACAUUCAUAGGUGUUUGAAGUUCUGAGGAUAUUUGUUGCACUUCUCUCCUUAUGUCUGAACCUGACUGUCCUGUAAAGUAGGCUUGAACAUGAUGUUUCCUUCUUCAGAGUCUGGGUCUACAUUGGUCUGCUCUUUCACAGCCUCCACUAGCGUACCCUGAAACAGAGCAGGGUUUUCCUCAUCUUCUUGGGUUAUGCUCUGAAGCAUGUUGUAAUUUACAGGCUUAAUGAUACAUAUUUUCAUGUCUUCUAUUAGGCAUGUCCUCAUAUGGUUCCUUCCAUCAGAUCUCAUUGUCUCCUAGGAUAGUUCCAGACAGGGUCUAUGCUAGGGACAACUUCAGUCCCAUCAGCUAGGGGAAGACUAAGAACCAAAGGGCACAUAGCAUGGAAGGAAUCUGUCCCAAGUGGCAUGACUUACGAGGUGCAGUUUCAGUGAGCAGGUGCUCCCUGAGAGGAUGAUGACUUUUUUGGCGUCCUGCCACAGUCACUAGAAAGUUGUUUCUGAAACCCUGUUGGUACUUGAGGUGAGCUCUGCUGCAGCCAGGUUUUCUUGUCUCAAGAAAGAAUUCAGUGACAAGAGGAAUGGAGAGGUCAGCACGGGCAGGCCCCAAGAGAGGGGAUGCACCUGGUUGUGCUCUGUCCAGGCUUAACGUGUCAGCCUGUUGCUAGGCUUUAGGCCAAGGUUGGGGGUGGAAAUUCCCAUUCUCACCCCUCCCCCAUCUCAGCUGAUUCUUGGAGUUACUAUCUGGUCUACUUUACCCUCGCCCCUCCUUCCUGCUCUCCAUCUGGCUCUCUUUACUAUGGCUUGAUUCUGACUCUCCAUCUGAGCUGACCAACACCCCUGUCCUACCCACAGUGCCCUCUUCUUGCCUGUCUCAGCAGGGUGGCAUGCAGGCAGUACACCCUGGGAAGUAGAGCUGCUUUUGUUCUGGAUCCUGGAGUCCUGUCUCAGCUCCCAGGAAGCUCCAGUUUUCCACAGUGCUCCCAGAUCCCAGCCCAGGAGGAGCUCCCAGCUUCUGCAUCCUGAGGUGCUGGUGACUGUCUCAGGACCUCCUCUCUGCCACCCACCAUGGUCCAGGGACUGCCCAGCACCACCGGCCUGGCGUACUUCUGCCAGAAGCUGAACCGGGUGAAGCCGCUGGAGGAGUCCACUGCGGAGACAUCAUCGCAUCACCACAUGUCCCUGCUGGACCUGACCCUGCUGAGCAUGGGUAGCAUCGGGGGCCUGAGUCUCUUCACGCUCACAGGUGCCAUAGCCAAGGAACUGGCCGGCCCGGCCAUCACUGUGUCCAUUACCUUGGGCACCAUGGCCUCCCUGCUGGCUUCCCUGAGCUAUGCAGAGUUUGGGGCCCGUGUACCCCACAAGGCCUCUGCCUACCUCUUGACCUACGUGUCCAUGGGUGAGCUGUGGGCUUUCCUAGUGGGCUGGGACAUGCUGCGAAUGUACCUCAUUGGUAGCGCCACUGCGGCCUGGGCCUGGAGCAGCUACCUGGACGCCAUGUUCAGCCACCACAUCAGCAACUUCUUCAAGACCUACCUGGGUGUCUGGCAGGUGCCCUUCCUGGCCCCCUACCCAGAGUUCCUGGCUGCCACCAUCCUCCUUCUGUCCUCUGUCUUUGUCUCCUGUGGAGUCCGUGUGUCCUCCUGGGUCCACUGCACCUUCAGGGCCAUCAGCCUGGGUGUCAUCCUCUUCACCACCAUCCUGGGUUUCAUCCUGGCCCGCCCGCAAAACUGGAGCUCCCAGGAGGGCGGCUUUGCACCCUUCGGCUUCUCAGGCAUCGUAGGGGGCACCACCACCUUCUUCUACGCCUUCAUCGAUUUCGAGAUCAUCGCCACCACCAGUGAGGAGGCUCGGAACCCACGGCAGGCUAUGCCCAAGGCCAUCGUCAUCCGACUGUUCCUGGCGGCCACUGCCUACAUCCUGGUCUCGAUGGCACUGACCCUCAUGGUCCCCUGGCACAGCCUUGACCCAUACACAGCCCUGGCUGAUGCCUUCUUCCAGCGAGGCUACAGCUGGGCCGGCGUCAUCGUGGCAGCCAUCUCCAUCUGCGCCAUGACCAUCAUCCUGCUUUGCAACCUCUACAUCGUGCCGCUCUUCAUCAACGCCAUGGCAGUCGAUGGGCUGCUCUUCCAGCUGUUUGCCCCUGUCCGUCCUCACACGCAGAUCCCCAUGGUGGUCAUCUGGGUCUAUGGAAUCCUCACGGCCACCCUGGCAAUGCUGCUGGAUUCUGAGGCACUGGUGCAGUUACUGUCCAUUGGAAUGCUGCUCCCCUACACCUUCAUGGCUGCCAGCGUGAUUGUGCUGCGCUUCCGGAAGUCCUCUCCACCCAGGUCCCCAGGCCUGGCCAGCUACAGCCCUGGGACUGAGGUUCCAGCACAUUCUGUGGCCCCUGAGCCCGGGCGGCUGCGGCCAGCCCUGAGGCCCUACCUGGGAUUCCUGGACAGGUGUGGACAUGGAACGGCUGUGGCCUGGGCGCUGGGCCUCCUGGUGGCCUCGGCUGUCACCCUGGGCUGUGUGCUGAACUUCGGGGACUCGGUCCUGCACCUGCCUCGCUGGGGCUACAUCCUGCUGCUUCUGUCCAGCGGUGUCGUCUUCCUGCUCAGUCUGGCCAACCUGGGGGCCCACCAGCAGCAGCACCGGCAGGACAUUUUCCAGGUGCCCCUGGUGCCCCUGACACCAGCUAUGAGCAUCCUGCUCAACAUCUGCUUCAUGCUGCAGCUGAGCCUCCUGAGCUGGGUGUGCUUGUUAAUCUGGCUGAUCAUUGGACUCUUCGUGUAUUUUGGCUAUGGCAUCCGGCACAGCAAGCUGAACCUGCAGGAGGCCUUGUGUGGAGACAGCCAGGUGGAGAUGGGGCAGGCCGUGCAGCCACUCAGCCAGUCACCUGCCCAGGAGCCUGGCCAAAUGGAGCAGCCCACUGAGCUAUGAGUCUGGACAGGGUUGUCUGUCCGUCCCUGCAUUUUGGUCCUGGGCAAUCUCCAGCAGGCCUGCCUGGGUUGGGGAGCCUGAGGACAUUAGGACCUGAGCCCCAGUGCCAAGCUCCAGAUCUUCAGGGAUGAGCCGGGGACAACCUGGUGCAGAGGAUGCUCUGCCCUGCACCUGCCAACUGAUCGUCACUAGCUCCAGCUGUGGGUGGGGAGCAGGCAGGGAAGGGGCUUGUGGUCCCAGCAGAUCCACAAUAACACCUACUCAGCUGUGCCUGUUUCCUG